AGAGAGAGAGGACAUAUUCUUCAUAGCAACUAGAGGAAGGAUCCAAAGGGAUCGCAUUGAUCCUAAGUCGAGUGAAUUCUCCUUAUUAUUUUCUUAAUUAUUGGCAAAAUAUCCCAAAAUUUUGCUUGGUUUUGGAUCAUGCUAUCCCUUUCGAUUCAUCCUUCGGUAGCUUCAUCUUCGAUCAGACGGUUAUAGUAGACUCUUCACUGGAGAUUUUGUUUGGCUUAACGAGUCUGCGACGCUUUGGUCUCAAGCCAACAACAACAAUCUUGGAAACUCUCUUCUUACAAUGAAGGAGAGAAAAAAUCGCUUAAAAAAAAGACAGAUUAUAUAUAAAUCAGAAAAGCUGGCUUUCUCAAAACUCCUUCAUGUAGCUGAGGAAGGAGGAGGAGGAGAAGAAGAAAGGCAAAGGCUCUUAGCUGCAGAGACACAAGAAGAGCCCUUUGUCGUAACGACCAUGAACGGCACCGAAGCUAUGAAUUGCAAAGUUAAUGUCAGAGGAGACGAUGUUGAUAUCGAAAUCCCUGACACUGCUCAUCAAAUUAGCAGCGAUUCAUGGUUUCAGGUGGCGUUCGUUCUGACAACCGGUAUAAACAGCGCCUAUGUGUUGGGAUAUUCAGGAACAGUAAUGGUUCCUUUAGGUUGGGUUGGUGGUGUGGUUGGUCUUCUUCUCGCUACUGUAAUCUCUCUCUAUGCAAAUACUCUCGUAGCCAAGCUUCAUGAGUUUGGUGGCAAGAGACAUAUUCGUUAUAGAGACCUUGCUGGAUUCAUUUACGGUAGAAAGGCUUAUCACCUUACAUGGGGAUUGCAGUAUGUUAAUCUUUUCAUGAUUAACUGUGGAUUUAUCAUACUAGCUGGCUCUGCCCUGAAGGCUGUUUAUGUGCUUUUCAGGGAUGAUCAUACUAUCAAGUUACCUCACUGUAUAGCCAUUGCUGGUCUGAUAUGUGCGGUUUUCGCUAUUGGAAUCCCUCAUUUAUCUGCUCUUGGGGUCUGGCUUGCAGUUUCAACCAUCCUCAGUCUCAUCUACAUAGUAGUAGCAAUUGUCCUAUCAGUUAGAGACGGAGUGAAAGCACCUGCAAGAGAUUACGAGAUACAAGGAUCAUCAUUAAGCAAACUUUUUACCAUCACAGGAGCAGCAGCAAACCUGGUCUUCGCAUUCAACACAGGGAUGCUUCCAGAGAUUCAGGCCACAGUGAGACAACCAGUUGUGAAAAACAUGAUGAAGGCUCUAUACUUUCAGUUCACAGCUGGUGUCUUACCAAUGUAUGCAGUUACAUUCAUUGGAUAUUGGGCUUAUGGAUCCUCAACAUCCACCUAUCUGCUAAACAGUGUUAACGGCCCACUCUGGGUCAAAGCCCUUGCUAACAUCUCAGCUAUACUUCAAUCUGUUAUCUCUUUGCAUAUAUUUGCGAGUCCAACAUAUGAGUACAUGGACACAAGGUUUGGAAUCAAAGGACAUCCAUUAGCUUUAAAGAACUUGGUGUUCAGGAUCAUGGCGAGAGGCGGGUACAUCGCGGUUAGCACGCUUAUCUCGGCGCUCUUGCCGUUCCUUGGGGACUUCAUGAGUCUAACUGGUGCAGUGAGCACAUUCCCUCUUACGUUUAUUCUAGCUAACCACAUGUACUACAAGGCUAAGAACAAUAAGCUUAGUCCUUUGCAAAAGCUAUGGCAUUGGCUUAACGUUGUCUUCUUCAGUUUGAUGUCUGUUGCUGCCGCCAUUGCAGCUCUCAGACUAAUCGCCCUUGACUCUAGAAACUUCCACGUUUUUGCAGAUCUGUAAUUCAUUAAUAGUCAUUGUAUGUAUUCAUUAUUAUACUUGUUAGGCAAGGUUUGUUUCCACUACCAAAGCUUUGUAUUCUCUUUUUGUUUCCUCUACUUGACCACAGAGAGCCUCUUCUUUACUCAGAGUUAUAGGGUCUUAACUGGAACAUCAACUUAGAGCUUACUUCACUUUUUUCAACUUUA
Molecule: messenger RNA, 1965 nt
Organism: Brassica rapa (field mustard)
Lineage: Eukaryota; Viridiplantae; Streptophyta; Magnoliopsida; Brassicales; Brassicaceae
Product: proline transporter 1
Source: RefSeq, a predicted model, not a curated record